AUGUCUGUCCUUCCACCAGACGUCCACGCUGAGCUGUCCCAGCUGCUGCAAGCUCUGCAGUCCCCGGACAACUCCGUCCGAACCCAAGCCGAAGACCACCUCCAGAACAACUGGACCGCCAACAGACCCGAGGUUUUGUUGAUGGGCCUGGCAGAGCAAAUUCAAGUUGCCUCCGACGCUUCGAUACGAUCCUUUGCCGCCGUCAUUUUCCGAAGAAUCGCCUCCAAGAGCCGCAAGAAUGAGCGCGGUGAGCUCGUCGACAUGUUCUUGUCCUUGUCCCAGGACCAGGCUGCCGCCAUCCGACAGAAGCUUCUCGAGAGCCUCGGAGGCGAUUUUCAGCGUGCCGUGCGCAAUAAAAUCAGUGACGCCGUCGCCGAGGUCGCGAGACAAUACACUGAGAACAACGAUUCCUGGCCCGAGCUGCUGGGUGGCCUUUUCCAACUCAGCAUUGCCCCCGACGCCGAGAAGCGUGAAACUGCUUUCCGCGUCUUCGCCACGACCCCGGGGAUUAUCGAGAAGCAGCACGAAGACACCGUCAUUCAGGCCUUCCAGAAGGGCUUUAAAGAUGAUUCCGUGCAGGUGCGCCUGGCCGCCAUGGAGGCCUUCGCAGCCUUCUUCAGGAGCUUGGGAAAGAAGGUGCAGCCCAAGUACUAUCCUCUGAUUCCAGAUGUCCUCAAUAUUCUGCCGCCUAUCAAGGACAGCCACGACUCCGAGGACCUUAGCAGUGCCCUUGUCGCCCUCAUCGACAUGGCUGAGACGGCGCCCAAGAUGUUCAAGCCCCUUUUCCACAACCUUGUCCAGUUCAGCGUGUCUGUAAUCCAGGACAAGGAACUCGACAACCUCUGCCGCCAGAAUGCGCUCGAGUUGAUGGCCACGUUCGCCGACUACGCGCCCUCCGUUUGCCGGAAGGAUGCCACUUACACCAACGACAUGAUCACCCAAUGUCUUAGUCUUAUGACUGAUCUUGGCGAGGACGACGACGAUGCCGCCGAAUGGCUGGCGUCUGACGAUCUUGACCAGGAAGAAAGUGAUCAGAAUCACGUUGCCGGCGAGCAGUGCAUGGACAGACUUGCCAACAAACUGGGAGGUCAAACUAUUCUGGCGCCGACCUUCAACUGGCUUCCCCGCAUGAUGACCUCGAUGGCAUGGAGGGACAGACACGCCGCCCUCAUGGCCAUCUCUGCUAUAUCUGAAGGCUGCCGGGAGCUCAUGAUCGGCGAACUCAGCCAGGUCCUUGAUCUUGUUGUUCCUGCGUUAAAGGAUCCGCACCCUCGUGUGCGUUGGGCUGGUUGCAACGCACUAGGCCAGAUGAGCACCGACUUUGCGCCCAAGAUGCAGACCGACUACUACGACCGCGUGCUCACGGCUAUCAUUCCUGUUCUCGAGUCACCCGAGGCUCGUGUCAAGUCGCACGCUGCCGCCGCCCUAGUCAACUUCUGCGAGGAGGCUGAGAAGUCAAUCUUGGAACCUUACCUUGACGAGCUCCUUUCUCACCUCUUCCAGUUGCUGCAGAACGAGAAGCGCUAUGUCCAAGAGCAGGCCUUGUCGACCAUUGCAACCAUUGCUGACGCUGCCGAGGCUGCAUUUUCCAAGUACUACGACACUUUGAUGCCUCUGUUGGUCAGCGUUCUUCAGAGGGAGAACGACAAGGAGUUCCGCCUCCUCCGCGCCAAGGCCAUGGAGUGUGCUACUCUGAUUGCUUUGGCGGUUGGCAAGGAAAGACUUGGGCAAGAUGCCAUGACUCUUGUCCAGCUCCUUGCCUCCAUCCAGCAGAACAUCACGGACCCGGAUGACCCGCAGGCUCAGUACCUGAUGCACUGCUGGGGUCGCAUGUGUAGAGUGCUCGGCCAGGAGUUUCUUCCAUUCCUACCUAAUGUCAUGCCCCCUCUUCUCGAGCUCGCCAGCGCAAAGGCCGAUAUCCAGCUUCUCGACGACGAUGAACAGGUCGAACAAAUCCAGCAGGAAGAUGGCUGGGAGCUCGUCCCACUCAAGGGCAAGAUGAUCGGUAUCCGAACCAGCACCAUGGAAGACAAGAACAUGGCCAUCGAGCUCCUGGUUGUUUACGCUCAGGUUCUUGAGGGAAGCUUUGCCCCUUACGUGGCUGAGAUUAUGGAGAAGAUUGCUCUCCCUGGUCUGGCCUUCUUUUUCCACGACCCCGUCAGAUUCAUCUCGGCCAAGCUGGUACCGCAGCUCCUCAGCUCAUACAAGAAGACCUACGGAAGCCCUUCGAACGAGCUCAACGGACUGUGGGCGGCGACUGUAGACAAACUUCUCGAGGUGUUGACGGCUGAGCCUGCCAUUGAUACCCUUGCCGAGAUGUACCAGUGCUUCUACGAGUCUGUCGAAGUCGUUGGAAAGGAGUGUCUCUCAACCGAGCACCUCUCCCGCUUCAUCGAUUCGGUUCACUCUGCCAUCGAGGACUACAAAGACCGUGUUGCCCAGCGUCUCGAGGAUAAGGAGGGCGUCGCGGCUGAGGACGCGGAAGACGAGGCCGAGGACGUCCUGCUGGCUAUCGAAGAUGACCAGACUCUCCUGUCCGACAUGAACAAGGCGUUCCACGCCAUCUUCAAGAAUCACGGCGCCGCUUUCCUUCCGUCUUGGGAACGCCUGCUUCCCACAUACGAGGGUUUCCUCAAGUCGGACGAUCCCACACAGCGUCAGUGGGGUCUGUGCAUCAUGGACGACGUCCUCGAGUACUGCGGCCUGGAGAGCCAAAAGUAUGCCAACCUCAUCACCCAGCCUUUGGUCGACGGCUGCAGAGAUUCGUCGCCCGCCAUCCGACAAGCCGCUGCCUACGGCAUUGGUGUGGCCGCACACCGCGGCGGCAUUCCCUGGGCACAGUUCCUUGGCGGCGCCAUGCCUUUCCUCUUCCAAGUCACGCAAGUGCCCGACGCGCGGAGCGAAGAUAACGUGUACGCGACCGAGAACGCCUGUGCUGCCAUUGCCAAGAUCCUUCACUACAACGCUGGUUCAGUGCAGGACCCCAACAACAUUGUCGCGCAGUGGAUCGAGACACUGCCGGUGACCAACGACGAGGAGGCGGCGCCUUACGCCUAUGCCUACUUGGCAGAGCUGAUUGACAAGCAACAUCCCGCUGUUGUCAACCAGGCCGGCAAGGUUUUCGUACUCACUGCCCAGGCUCUGGAGGCAGACACCCUCCAAGGGCAGACGGCAAGCCGCGUCGUAGGCGCCAUCAAGGCCCUCCUGUCCCAGGCGGGUGUAGACCCCACGCCUCUUCUGCAGCAGUUCUCGCCCGAGUCUCAACGAACAAUUACUUCGUACUUCUCUUGA
Messenger RNA from Colletotrichum higginsianum IMI 349063, 3291 nucleotides. RefSeq names its product Importin beta-3. The coding region runs from base 1 to 3291 and encodes 1096 amino acids. The record is from RefSeq and is a predicted model, not a curated record. The transcript has 6 exons. Gene Ontology annotation, cellular component: nucleus; cytoplasm. Gene Ontology annotation, biological process: protein import into nucleus. Gene Ontology annotation, molecular function: nuclear import signal receptor activity; small GTPase binding. Lineage: Eukaryota; Fungi; Ascomycota; Sordariomycetes; Glomerellales; Glomerellaceae.